UUCCGACAACUUUCAAAAUGGCGGCGGCUGCCAGCUUGCCUUUCUUUUACUGUAUAUUGCUUUAAACCAAAUUUCUGAUCAACAUUCAAUACAAGUAUUGUGUUGUAGGUGGUGUUUUGUGAAUUCAGUGUGUUAACUGCUGUUUUUUUGUUUUUGUUUUUUAAAUUUUCGUUAUUUCGAUUUCGUCAAUUUACUUGUUGCUAGCUUCUUGACCCUGGUGCGAACAUGUCUUGCUGUGUAGCAUACAUGUGUUCUAACAGACAAGUCCCUUCUACCGGGUUAAGCUUUUUCAGGUUCCCCAUGAAAGACAAAGACAGGUUGCAGCAGUGGAUACACAAUGUCAAGAGAAAGAGCUGGACACCAAACAAGCAUUCUCGCCUCUGCUGCCUUCACUUCACACAGGACUGUUUCAUCCAUGGGUAUGGACGAGUUACCCUUAAACCAGACGCGGUGCCAACCAUCUUCUACCCACAUUACCAUGUGAAGGUCAGGGUGAGGCGCAACAGAGUCAGUAAGAACACAACAGUUAGUAAGACUGACUCUGCCAGACGAGCACGUAAACUAAGGAACGUCAGUCAUGACCAUGAUUACAUUGGUUGCACUCCCAGUGAACAACAAACAGUUGAGAUGAAUAUAGCCAGAAGCAUCCGUAGCCGUUCUGCAGAUCAUGGUGCAUACACGCUGAAAAACACUCAAAAGAGGAAGGUGUCGUCUGUUGAAAGUAGCUUGCCUUCUCACGAGAAAAAAUUGAGGAAGCUUCAAGAGCAGAGAGUUAGAAGACUGAAACAGAAAGUGAAGUCUCUCUCCUCAGUUGUCACUGAUCUGAAAGAAAAGCUCGAUUCCACCAAAGAAAUCAAAAGAUGAAGGUAAAUCUUGCCGCUCAAGUUUUCAGUAGCAGCCUGGCAGAUGCCCUAGAAUUCUGCAACAAGGAGCUUCACUUGCCUCAGUUUCAUGGUUCUGAGGAAACCGUCAUUACUGCUUCCUCACACCCCUCCAUCCAGGGCAAGCCAUUCUGGAGUAAGGCCCACAACAUCGCCAAAGACUGAUCUCACCUCGGCCAGACGGUUCACCCCGUUCCCCUCCAGGAUGCGUUACAGGUCUCUAUGCACCCGGACCAGCAAGUUCAGAGGAGACCCACAGACAUCUGGUUGCCUGUGCCUGAUAAGCUGAGCCACGACCAGGGGGUCGCUUUGACAGGGGCAACAAGGAGGUAGCCAUCAACAUAAGUAAUAAAACCACAUGACAUUUCUGUCAAAGCAUGUCUACUUGAAGUGUCUACUGUGUGUUUCGAUAAUAAAUAUUGAAUCAUUUGGUUAAUAAAUAUUGCUUUAUUGAAACUUGUCAUGAUUGGUGUACAACCAGUGUCAGCCAAAAACGCAAAUUUAAAAAAAGUAAUAAGUCCCUAUCCCCUCUUUAGCUACAUCGGUCGUGGGGAAGA
This is a messenger RNA of Etheostoma cragini (Arkansas darter), 1438 nucleotides long. RefSeq names its product THAP domain-containing protein 1-like. Gene Ontology annotation, molecular function: sequence-specific DNA binding. Bases 226 to 864 code for a protein of 212 amino acids. NCBI's taxonomy places the organism in Eukaryota, Metazoa, Chordata, Actinopteri, Perciformes, Percidae. The record is from RefSeq and is a predicted model, not a curated record. The transcript has 2 exons.